AUGUCCAGGAGAGCACCCAACCCCGCCGCCGAGCGGGCGGCCCAGAACCAGGCCACGAUCAAGAGUCUCCUGAAGCUGGAGCCCAACAAGAUAUGCGCCGACUGCAAGAAGAACAAGCACCCCCGAUGGGCUAGCUGGAACCUAGGCGUCUUCAUAUGUAUCCGAUGCUCGGGCAUCCACCGUGGCAUGGGCACGCACAUCAGCCGCGUCAAGUCGGUGGAUCUCGACUCGUGGACCGACCAGCAGAUGCAGAGCGUCCUGAGCUGGGGAAACGCUCGCGCCAACAAGUUCUGGGAGGCCAAGCUGUCCCCCGGCCAUGUCCCCUCCGACUCCAAGAUUGAGAAUUUUAUCCGUACCAAGUACGAGCUCAAGCGCUGGGCCAUGGACGGGCCCAUCCCGGACCCGGCUACCCUCGACGCUGGCGCCGAUGACGACAUCCCCCUCAGCGUAGUCAAGGAGAAGCAGACGAUCGAGAGGCGUGAGUCGGCCCGCAGGGCGGGCGGCAGCUCUGCUUCUGCCCCUUCCCAAGCUGCCGUCCCGGCACCCGUCGUCGACCUCAUCGGGGGAUCCUUCGACAGCAGCCCUGCUCGUUCUAGCUCGGCGGGCCCCUCCGCAGCAGCCAGGGUUCCUCCCAGGGCCGAACCGGCCGCUGCGCCUCCCAAACCCGCCCCCAGCAACUCGUCCCUCCUCGGCCUUGACUUCCUCGGAGAUUCGUCUGCUCCCCAACGCCCCGCCAGCACGACUGGCGUCAGCGCCCCCGGCAGCCAGUCGCGUCCUGACCUGAAGCAGUCCAUUCUGUCUCUGUAUGCGUCGGCGCCUAAGCCCCAACCCCAGCAGCAGCCGCAGAAGCCGCAGCACGGCCAUCAGGGCUCUUUUGGUGGCAUGACGUCUCCUCAGCAGGGAGGCUUCAACGACGCCUUUAGCAGCUUGAGCAUCGGCGGCAACACUACCAGCCCCAAGCCCGCCGCCGCUGACCCGUUCGCCAGCUUCGGAAGCGCCUCUGCCGGUCUCGGCCGCAGCACACCUACCAGCAACAACAGUUCUUCCUUUGGUGGCCUCGGCAGCGGUAGCUUCUUCGACCCCAAGCCUGCCGCCCCCGCCCCCGUUUCUUCCCUACCAGUCCAGCAGAGGAAACCCUCGGACGGCGGCUUCGGCGACUUCGGCUCUUUCACGUCAGCCCCCGCCCCCGCCCCCACCCCUGCCGCGGCCUCCAAGGCCGCCUCUACCUUCCACACAAGCGACCUGUUUGACCUGUCCGCUCCAACCACUACAACCUCGCCUCCCCCGUCUACCACCUCGCCGCCCGCAUUCUCCGCCCCGUCCGUCUUCGACCUCUCAGCCUCCCAGAAGGCGGUGGCUGCACCCCCGCAGCCCAAGCCCGCUCCCGCCGCAGUCUCCGCAUUCGGCGCCAGCUCUUCGGCCCUGUCGGGUGCCGACGUCUGGGGGUCAGGCAACGAGUGGGCCACGCCUGAGCCGGCGGUGGCCCCAGCCCCUGUUGCUGCCACUGCGCCGAGCAUCACUCCCGUCACCGCCACGGCAAACACUUCAUCGACCAACGACUUUGGCUGGGGGUCCUCGUUUUCAAGCACACCCAUCAUUCCCGGUGCCGGAGGCGGGUUCAACCCGGCCCCUCCAAAGGUGACUGCCGACGAGGAGUUUGGCGGCUGGUCUAGUAGCACCGGUCCUUCAGCGACGACUACGACUGCCGCACCCAAGCCCGCUACCGGCAUGGGUGGUGCAGAGGAUGACCUGUUUUCUAAUGUCUGGCAGUGA
Molecule: messenger RNA, 1773 nt
Organism: Geosmithia morbida
Lineage: Eukaryota; Fungi; Ascomycota; Sordariomycetes; Hypocreales; Bionectriaceae
Product: stromal membrane-associated protein
Exons: 2
Coding region: 1-1773 (590 amino acids)
Biological process (GO): intra-Golgi vesicle-mediated transport; endocytosis; endoplasmic reticulum to Golgi vesicle-mediated transport
Cellular component (GO): Golgi apparatus
Molecular function (GO): GTPase activator activity; metal ion binding
Source: RefSeq, a predicted model, not a curated record